UUUGUUGCUCCUGUUACCAUGCAGGGUAAGGCCUUGGUAAGAGAGCUGUCUUCAGGCCAGUUUGACUGGGACACACCACUCCCAGCAGAUAAGGAGGCCCAAUGGAAGGCACGGACAGAUUCUUUAACCAAUCUCAGAGAAGUCCAGAUUCAUAGACCCUAUAUACCAGUCUCUAUGUCCUGCGCUUCCAAGAAAGAGGGGAUCAUUUUUUCUGAUGCUUCCACGGUGGCCAUAGCAGCGGUUGCCUAUCUCAGAGUUGUCACUAUGGAUGGUCAGUGCCAUGUUGGGUUUAUCAUGGCUAAAUCAAAGUUGGCACCAUACCCGGCUCACACAGUGCCGCGACUAGAGCUGUGUGCAGCAGUUCUAGCUGUUGCGCUAGCAGAACUGAUUACAGAAGAGUUGGAUCUGGAACUGACUGCAGUAAAAUUCUACACUGACAGUAAAAUUGUGUUAGGGUACCUUCGCAAUACGUCCAGACGAUUCUAUGUGUAUGUUGCAAACCGAGUGGCACAAAUCAGAAAUUCCACAAAACCAGAACAGUGGUAUCAUGUUGGUUCGGACCUGAACCCAGCAGACCUCGGUACUAGAUUCAUUCCAGCAACCAUCCUUCCUCACACUAAUUGGUUCUCUGGUCCAGAAUUCCUACGACUGCCUUUUCUUGAAGAAAUGGCUAAGGGUGAAUCGUUUGAGCUUGUGGAGCCAGAGAAGGAUCAGGAGAUCCGCCCACAAGUGGCAACAUUGGUCACUAAUGUGACAGAACAGUCUCUAGGAUCACACCGAUUUGAGCGUUUCUCAGAGUGGAGAACCCUUGUAAGAAGCAUAGCAAGGCUUGUCCAUGUUGCAAAAUCACUUUCUGGAAAGAGACAUACAGGGGAUUGCAAAGGUUGGCACUGGUGCCAAAAAAGUCUCCAGUCUGAGCUCACACAAGCAAAAACUAUUAUUAUACGGUGUGUGCAGCUAGAAUACUAUAAAGAUGAACUCAAAUGCUUGAGUAAGGGAGAAGAAAUCUCACAACAAAGCUCUCUGAAGAAACUAGCUCCCUUUGUAGUUGAAGAAGGACUGAUUCGAGUUGGAGGUCGCUUGCAGUCAGCAGAAUUGUCAGAACAGGAGAAACACCCGUUAAUAAUCCCAGCAAGACAACAUGUAGCCACAUUAUUGAUCAGAUACUACCACAAUCAGGUGGCACACCAAGGACGACAUCUGACCGCUGGAGCACUACGAUCGGCAGGUCUCUGGAUUGUAAAGGGAACAAAGCUAAUUAACAGUGUGAUUCGUCAGUGUGUUACUUGCAGGAAGUUGAGAGGAAGACUCGAAGAACAAAGAAUGUCAGACCUACCCAUGGAUAGAGUGACUAUAGAUCCACCAUUCACUCAUGUGGGCCUAGAUGUGUUUGGGCCAUGGAGCAUAACGUCACGCCGUACAAGAGGGGGAAGUGCUGACAGCAAAAGAUGGGAUGUCAUCUUCUCCUGCUUAAGUACAAGGGCUGUCCAUCUGGAGGUCAUCGAGUCCAUGUCAACUUCCAGCUUCAUUAAUGCCCUCAGACGGUUCUUGGUGGGUCGCGGACCAGUUAAACACUUUAGAUCCGACAGAACAAAUUUCAUUGGCGCCUGUCGAGAACUGAACAUCAAUAUUUGGGAUGCAGAGCUCAAGGGGUACUUGCAGGAGCAAGGUUGUACAUGGUCAUUUAACGCUCCCCACUCUUCUCAUAUGGGAGGAGCAUGGGAAAGGAUGAUCAACACUGCACAACGGAUUCUUGAGGCACUGUUGCUAAAAACCAGCCUUUCUCGUCUUACCCAUGAAGUCUUGACUACUCUCAUGUCUGAAGUCAUGGCAAUAAUGAAUGCUAGACCUUUACUUCCUAUUUCAUCUGAUCCCGACACAUUGGAAGGUCUGUCUCCUUCAAUGCUUCUCACACAAAAGGCUAGUGCUGUACCGGCACCUCUUGGAGACUUUGACAUGAAGGACCUCUACAAGAAAGAAUGGAGACAGGUUCAAUGUCUGGCUGAUGCUUUCUGGAAGGCAUGGAGGAGAGACUAUCUUGCUACAUUGCAAGUACGGAGAAAGUGGACGGAGGAAAAACGAAACCUUCAAGAAGGAGAUGUUGUCUUGCUUAAGGACUCUAAUGUGAAACGCAAUGAGUGGCCUGUUGGGCUUAUAGUGAAAACCAUACCCAGCAGUGAUAAUAGAGUGAGGAAGGUAGAAGUAAAGAUAAUUAAAGAAGGAUCUGAGAAGGUGUAUCUGAGACCCAUCUCAGAGGUGGUUCUCCUGCCUGGGAAGUCAUAGAAGGUUCAAUAGUGGUAUAAAAGUUAUUAUUAGUUAUUGUUUAAAACAAUACCCACGCAAUGUACUUUGAGUGGUUGAUUUCUUCGUUUGAGCCUUGGAUAUAUAUGUCCGUAAGUGCCAUAUUUGUGUUAAAACAUACUAAUGUCCAUAAGGAGUUGUUUAAUUGUUGAAAUAAUUGAUUGAUACUGCAUUUAUUGUGGGAGAACGAAUUGCUUUAAUAAUUAAUGCUACAUGCUAACGGUUCUAGGGAACGUUAGGUUUUUCUUUGUUUAACACAAAAUGCAUGUAUUUAUAGUAUAUACAAAGCUAAAAUAAUGUUGUGAAGAAACUAGGUACAUUAUAUUGUUUAACUGUAUCAUAGAUAUAAAUAUAAUGCUUACACACAAUUUUCUUCUUUGUUUGUAGUUUUACAGCUAAAAUAACCAGUAAAGUCACCAAGGUCACAAGACUGCUUUCUGGAGUUUUCUUUGUUCGCUAUCUGAUAACCCUUUGCUUAAGUAACGCAUUGGUGAGAACAGAAUAACACGAAACAUAUUUUUCUGCAUAAAAGUGCAAGUGACUAGUUAAAGUUGGUAAUCAAAAACAUUGAUCAGUGCAGACGUGUGUUGAAAUUAGAUGUUCCUCUUCUGUUUUCUUUAAAAAGAGCUAAUGUGCCAAUGACUGCAUUUCUUCAGACCAGCAUCUGUGCUAAACUUGCAAAAAUUUUUUCUCUUUACAGACAUCUUUGGCUCUGGUUUUGGUAUUCUGUGCCUUUGUCUCUUUAAGCGAGUCUGCCUGUUUCCUUAAAGGUCUAAAUCUGGGGGCAGACCAUUGUGUUGAUGGCUAUGAUAACUCCAAGCAUCC
Messenger RNA from Onychostoma macrolepis, 3126 nucleotides. RefSeq lists its product as uncharacterized. The transcript has 3 exons. Bases 19 to 2283 code for a protein of 754 amino acids. Gene Ontology annotation, molecular function: nucleic acid binding. Lineage: Eukaryota; Metazoa; Chordata; Actinopteri; Cypriniformes; Cyprinidae. The record is from RefSeq and is a predicted model, not a curated record. Gene Ontology annotation, biological process: DNA integration.